Molecule: messenger RNA, 669 nt
Organism: Parastagonospora nodorum SN15
Lineage: Eukaryota; Fungi; Ascomycota; Dothideomycetes; Pleosporales; Phaeosphaeriaceae
Exons: 3
Coding region: 1-669 (222 amino acids)
Biological process (GO): positive regulation of DNA-templated transcription
Cellular component (GO): nucleus
Molecular function (GO): transcription coactivator activity; chromatin DNA binding
Source: RefSeq, a predicted model, not a curated record
AUGAAGUCGGGGUCGAAAGCAAAGUCUAACCGCAAGCCUAGUUGGGUUAUGCUCGCUGAUGGCGGCGGAUAUACGCCUCUGCCGGGCGAAACGACGCUCUACCAGUCUCCACCACGCACGACGCUGUCGCUGCAGACGAGCCAUCGGCAUUCGCCCAGCGAGUCGUAUUCCCAGCAAUGCAAGUCGGGCGUUGUAUACCUCACGAACCGACGGAUAAUCUACCUCCCCGUCUCGCCCACACCAACGCUCCAAUCCUUCGCCGUCCCCAUCCUCAACGUCACCGACUCGCGCGUAACAGCCCCAUGGUUCGGCGCCAACAAAUGGGAAGCCCUCAUCCAGCCCGUCUCGGGCGGCGGCAUACCCUCGCAGCACGCUGAGCUCGACAUGGUCAUGGAGUUCAAGGAAGGCGGCGCCUUUGAUUUUGCCAGCACAUUCGAGCGCCUCAAGGAGCGGUUACGGCAGGCUGUCGACGUGGCCCGGGAAAGCGGGGCGGACGCAGAAGACGGAGGCCGCAGCAUCAACAUGAGCAAUGUGCAUCUAGAGGAUUUACCGGCAGAGCGCAGCAAUGCCUGCUCCUCAGCCUACGAGUCCGCGACAACGAGCGAGCCCUGUGCCGAGUCCACAGGCGGCAAACUUCCAACCACCGCUGGAACCGCCGCCGGGAUAUGA